AUGCUGCCGGUGCCCCCGGAGGUGAAGCCCAACGCCAGCCCGCUGCAGGGCGCGAACCUCUGCUCGCGCCUGUUCGUCUGGUGGCUAAACCCCUUGUUUAAAAUUGGCCACAAGCAGAGAUUAGAAGAAGAUGACAUGUACUCAGUGCUUCCGGAAGAUCGCUCCAGGCACCUUGGGGAAGAGCUGCAAGGGUACUGGGACCAAGAAGUUCUGAGAGCCCAGAAAGAUGCACGGGAGCCUUCUUUAAUGAAAGCAAUCAUAAAGUGUUACUGGAAAUCCUACUUAGUUUGGGGAAUGUUUAUGUUUCUUGAGGAAGGCACAAGGGUACUUCUGCCCAUAUUUCUGGGCAAAAUUAUUAGUUAUGUUGAAAACUAUGAUCCCACUGAUUCUGCCACUUUGUACGAAGCCUACAGCUAUGCUGCAGGGCUGAGUGCCUGCGUGCUCGUCUGGGCCAUCCUGCACCACUUGUACUUCUAUCACAUUCAGCGUGUGGGCAUGAGGUUAAGAGUAGCUGUGUGCCAUAUGAUUUACUGCAAGGCCCUUCACCUGAGUAGCCUGGCCAUGGGCAAGACUACCACAGGCCAGAUAGUCAACCUACUCUCCAACGAUGUGAACAAGUUGGAUCAGGUAACGAUGUUCUUGUGCUUUCUGUGGGUGGGGCCACUGCAGGCUAUCGCAGUGACCGCCCUGCUCUGGAUGGAAAUAGGAAUAUCAUGUCUUGCAGGGAUGGUGGUUCUAAUUAUUCUUCUGCUUUUGCAAAGCUGCAUCGGGAAGCUGUUUUCAUCACUCCGGAGUAAGACUGCGGCUUUAGUGGACGACAGGAUCAGGACUAUGAGUGAAGUUAUAACCAGCAUCAAAACAAUAAAAAUGUGUGCUUGGGAGAAGUCAUUUGAAGACCUUAUUACCAGCUUGAGAAGGAAAGAAAUUUCCAAGAUUCUGAAAAGUUCCUACCUUAGAGGAGUGAGUUUGGCAUUGUUUUUCGCUGUAAGCAAAGUCAUGGUCUUUGUCACCUUCAUCACGAACGACCUCCUGGACAACGUGAUCACAGCCAGCCAAGUGUUUGUGGUGGUGACGCUGUACGAGACUGUGCGGUUGACGGGCACCCUCUACUUCCCCAUGGCCGUCGAGAAGGUGUCAGAGGCAGUCGUCAGCGUCCAAAGAAUCAAGAACUUCCUAUUACUUGAUGAGAUAUCACAGCACAGCCCUCAGCUGCCAUCAGCUGGUGAAAGGAUAGUGGACGUGCAAGAUUUCACUGCUUUUUGGGAUAAGGCGUCAAAUACCCCAACCCUACAAGGCCUUUCCUUUACUGUCAGACCUGGUAAACUGUUAGCUGUGAUCGGACCUGUGGGGGCAGGAAAGUCGUCCCUGCUAAGUGCUGUGCUGGGGGAGCUGCCCCCGAGCCAGGGGCUGGUCAGCGUGCACGGGAGGAUCGCGUAUGUUUCUCAGCAGCCCUGGGUGUUUUCAGGAACUGUGCGGAGUAAUAUUUUAUUUGGGAAGAAAUAUGAAAAAGAACAAUAUGAAAAAGUAAUCAAGGCUUGUGCUUUGGAAGAGGAUUUACAGCUUUUGGAGGAUGGAGAUCUAGCUGUGAUAGGAGAUGGAGGAAUCACACUGAGUGCAGGGCAGAAAGCCCGGGUCAGCCUCGCAAGAGCCGUGUAUCAGGAUGCAGACAUCUACCUCCUGGACGAUCCGCUCAGCGCAGUGGAUGCAGGAGUGAGCAGGCACUUGUUCCAACAGUGUAUUUGCCAAGCCUUGAAGAAGAAGAUCACAAUCUUCGUGACUCAUCAGCUGCAGUUCCUCAAGGAUGCAAGUCAGAUUCUGAUAUUGAAAGAUGGCAAAAUGGUCACCAAGGGGACUUAUUCUGAGUUCCUGAAAUCCGGUGUAGAUGUCAUUUCCUUUUUUAAGAAGGAGAAGGAGGAGGCUGAACCAUCUCCAAUUCCAGGAACUCCCAUUCUGAAGAAUCAGACCUCCUCCGGGUCUUCGGUUCAGUCUCAGCAGUCUUCCUUGUUGAAAGAUGCUGCUCCAGAGGACCAAGAUACUGAGAGUAUACAGUUCACACUCUCCCUGGAGGACCGUUUGGAUGGAAACGUUGGUUUUAAGACCUACAAGACCUACUUCACAGCCAGUGCUCACCAGUUUAUCAUCAUUUUCCUUAUUCUACUAAACAUCACAGCUCAGGUUGCCUACAUCCUUCAAGAUUGGUGGCUUGCAUACUGGGCAAAUGGACAGAGUACCCUGUAUGCCAUAGUAUAUAGAAAAGGAAAGCUAAUUGUGGAGCCUGAUCGUGCCUGGUACUUUACAGUUCAUGCAGUUCUAACUGUAGCUACCGUCAUUUUUGGCAUCACAAGAUCUCUGUUGAUAUUCUACGUCCUUGUUAAUUCUUCUCAAACUUUGCACAACAAAAUGUUGGAGUCUAUUUUGAGAGCUCCGGUGUUGUUCUUCAACAGAAAUCCGAUAGGAAGAAUUUUAAAUCGUUUCUCCAAAGACAUUGGGCAUAUGGAUGACCUGCUGCCCCUGACAUUUCAAGAUUUCAUCCAGACAUUCCUACUUGUGAUUGGUGUGGUGGGUGUGAUGGUGGCGGUGAUUCCUUGGAUUGUGAUACCCGUGGUUCCCUUCGGCAUCAUUUUAUUUUUCCUUCAGCGAUAUUUCUUAGAGACGUCACGAGAUGUCAAACGCCUGGAAUGUACAACACAGAGCCUGGUAUUGUCCCACUUAGCAUCUUCUCUCCGGGGACUCUGGACCAUCCGGGCGUACAAAGCUGAACAGAAGUUUCAGAAACAGUUUGAUGCACACCAGGAUUUGCACUCAGAGGCUUGGUUCCUGCUUCUGACCACAUCCCGAUGGCUCACCAUGCGUCUGGAUGCCAUCUGUGCCAUCUUUGUCACUGUUGUUGCCUUUGUGUCCCUGAUUCUGGCAGAAAGUUUGGAUGCCGGGCGGGUUGGCCUGGUGCUGUCUCUUGCCCUCACACUCAUGGGAAUGUUCCAGUGGUGCCUCAGGCAAAGCAUAGAAAUUGAGAAUAUGAUGAUUUCAGUAGAAAGAGUGAUUGAACACACAGACCUUGAGGAAGAAGCGCCCUGGGAAUACAAAUAUCGUCCACCGCCAGCCUGGCCCCAUAUAGGAUGGAUUGACUUUGACAGAGUUAACUUCAAAUACAGCUUUGACAGUCCUCUGGUAUUGAAGCACCUGAACCCAUAUUUUCCGCAAAGAGGAAAGGUCGGCAUUGUGGGAAGAACAGGAGCUGGAAAAAGUUCCCUCAUCUCUGCUCUUUUUAGAUUGUCAGAACCUGAAGGUAGUAUUCGGAUUGAUGAUAUCUUGGCAUCCGAAAUUGGACUUCAUGAUUUAAGGAAGAAAAUGUCAGUCAUACCUCAGGAACCUGUUUUAUUCACUGGAACAAUGAGGAAAAAUCUGGAUCCCUUUAAUAAGCAUACGGAUGAGGAGCUGUGGAAUGCCUUAGAAGAGGUACAACUUAAAGAAGCCAUCAAAGUUCUUCCUGAUAAAAUGGAUACCGAAUUAGCAGAAUCAGGAUUAAACUUGAGUGUUGGACAAAGACAACUGGUGUGCCUUGCCAGGGGUUUUCUCAGGAAAAAUCAGAUAUUGAUUAUUGACAAAGCCACAUCAAAUGUGGAUCCAAGAACUGAUGAGUUAAUACAAAAAAAAAUUCAUGAGAAAUUUGCCCAGUGCACUGUGCUGACCAUCACACACAGGCUGAGCACCAUUACUGACAGUGACUGGAUAAUGGUUUUGGAUUCAGGGACACUGAAAGAACAUAACUCACAAUGUAAUUUGCUGCAAAAUAGAAACAGCCUGUUUUACAGGAUGGUGCAACAACUGGGUGAGGCCGAGGCCGCUGCCAUCACUGGAAGAACAAAAUAGGCGCACAUCAAAAGGAGAUAGGCAGAUAUCACUCACAGUGACCUUGUGGUUAUGAACACUUCCAGUGGACCGCCUGCAGCCUUAGCAGAUUUGAGUCAACCCUCGUUUUCUACCAUGAUGUCGAGUUUAUUCCAAAGGCAUUUUUCCAAUAGUUUUAACACCAACAACAGAUAUUUAUACAUACAAUAUGUUAGUCUGUUUGGAUUUUUUCCUCCAACUUCACCCAAUGAUUUCAGGCUUUAACAAAUGAUUUAUUAUUUUUAUUUAUAUGCUAUACUAUUUUUUUUUCUUAUCUAAAUCAGAGGUGGAAGCCACCAGUAAAAGCUGUCUACCAUUUGUGCCUUGAGAGACUCCAGAGCUGAAGCUCAUUUUCUAAGGUAUAGAACAGAGUUGUCACAGAUGUUUUUACUGUUCCCUACAUUACAUAUUACUUUCCAGUUAUGUCAGGAAUUCUGUUUAUUUGAAGACUGUGUGAAAUUGCCAUUUUGUCUCACCACUUUCUUUAACAUAAUUAGGAUGUGUUAUUCCACCCAAAGACCUCUAGUUAAAAUAGUUCAGAUAAAACUAAUAGGAAAAGCAAAAAUUAUACUUUAGUUUAAGUAACAGAGGAGAGAGAGGCAUCCCCCCCAAAUUAAAACAUAUAUGGUUAACAUACAGAAGGACAGUAAUUAAUUAUAUGUUCUAAAAGAGAAGGAAGAGAAAAUAUGCUUUCAGGAGCCCUUAUAGGUGAUUUGAUAAUGAAGGACACUCAUGUGAUCUCUGAUCAUUUUCUAGAUAGAAGAUUUUAUUGUGUUUUAGUUUUUACAUUUUUUAUUGUGGUAAAAUAUAUAUAACAUUAAAUUUGCUGUUAUAACCCAUUUUAAACAUAUGGUUCAGUGGCAUUUAUCACGUUCACACUCUUGUGCAACCAUCACUAUCUAGUUUGUUUUUGGUAAUUAUUUUAGGACUGUUUAGUUUGUUAUUUCUGCAGGGUCAUUUUUGGUAAGUUUCAUUUAUCUAGGAAUUAAUCUGUUUCCUGUGAGUCUUGAGUUUGAUUGGUAUAUUAUUCAUACUAUUUUACUUGCUUAAUCUCUACAGCAUCUCUCAUUGUGUUCUUUUUUGGUUUUUAAUUUCCUUUGAACCUUUUCCCUUUUUUUUCUUGAAUAAUCUCGCAUGACUUUUUCCUGUUUUCAAAGUAGCAACUUAUUUGGCUUGAUUGAUCUUUUCUGGUUUUUUGUUUUCUAGUUCCUCAUAUUAUUCUUUCUUUCCUUCAACUUAUCAUUUAUUUUGAGAUUUUUUUCUCUAAAUUCUUAAAUUGGAAAAGAUAAAUUUUUAACUUAAUUUUUUUCUAGUAUAAAUACCUGCAGCCUACUUUUUUUACCCUAAGGCCCACUUUAUCUUCAAUCUACACGUUUUGGUACUUAGCAUUGAUCAAUAAUCACAGUAUUAUGUAUUUUCUAAUUUCAAAUUUACUUAUAUCUUUUACCCAUGAGUUAUUCAUAAAUGUAAUGUUCUGUAAACUCCAAAUGGUCAUAGCUUUUUUGUGAAAUUGUUAACAUUCAAUGUCUUUUUUUAACCUAUAAAAAUGGCAGUUUCAUAUGGUCCAACAUAAUCGUUUGCUUUUGUUAUUAAUGUAUAACAAUUUCAUUUUGAUUAGAGAACAUUAGAUUGAGGAUUUUAAACCAAAUGUAACCACAUUCACACAUGAAGUCUUUGUUUCUACCAUUUUAUAUCCUA
Molecule: messenger RNA, 5586 nt
Organism: Hippopotamus amphibius kiboko
Lineage: Eukaryota; Metazoa; Chordata; Mammalia; Artiodactyla; Hippopotamidae
Product: ATP-binding cassette sub-family C member 4-like
Exons: 31
Coding region: 1-3870 (1289 amino acids)
Biological process (GO): transmembrane transport
Cellular component (GO): plasma membrane
Molecular function (GO): ABC-type transporter activity; ATP hydrolysis activity; ATP binding
Source: RefSeq, a predicted model, not a curated record